Molecule: messenger RNA, 3542 nt
Organism: Trichobilharzia regenti
Lineage: Eukaryota; Metazoa; Platyhelminthes; Trematoda; Strigeidida; Schistosomatidae
Source: the annotation of a GenBank genome assembly
CUUUUAUAUUAGGGUGAGAGGAACUGAGUUGUUUCGUCUGGUGCGAUCUACUCUUUAUUAGUAGCUGCAGUUAUGGGACACAAAUUGUUCUUGCUGCUGCCAUAUUACUUACGUGAGAUAUUAUAAUAGACUGGCAUCCACUGUAAAGUAUUACUGACUUUCAAAACUGAACUGUAGCCAGGGUUUCGAUUAAUGAUUGAAACUAGUUUUGAGUGUUGGUUUCUUAAUGUUUGCAACCACUUGUAGCUAUAUGACCUUUAACAAUACAUGGCGGAAAAUCCAAACAGCCACUUGACCUUGAAGUUAGAAGCAUGAUCUCCGUACUAGUUGGAUUGAAUUGGUGCAUUUGAUAACUGAGACAGGAAGUAAAUCUCCAUGCUGUUGUUAUUGUUAUCGUCGUCGUUGUCAUCAUCAUAUUUUGCAUAAUUCUGGUAAACAUUUAUCAUCUGUUGAGCAAUGGAGAUUUCCUACUCGUCUUCUAAUCCUAUUCCCACUUCACAACACAAUUUACCAUCAUAUUCAAACACAAAAUAUAAUGGUGUGAAUACAAUUACAGAGGAUACUUCACAGAACAAUAUGAAACAUUUAAGUAAUUCAUCUGAUUCAUUUAUGAAUAAUUCUUCAUUAGUGCCUUCAUCUGAUUGCCCAAGUAUAGUAUUCCAUGAGAGACCAUCUAGUCCACGACGUCUUAUUACAACUAACAAGAAAACAAUGCAUGUACGUGCACUUUUUGAUUAUGAUCCAACUAUGGAUAGUGGUUUGCCAAGUCGUGGUCUACCUUUUCAACAUGGUGAUAUUCUGCAUGUUGUCAACGCUAGCGAUCGUGAAUGGUGGCAAGCUAGACGAAUAUCUUUAGCAUCUGAUGUUGAAAAUGCUCAACCUGUCGGUUCAACUUAUUCUACUAACAAAAAUAAUAGUAAUUACAAUAGUACGAGUACUCAGAUGCAUACACCUACACUUACUACCACUACUACUACUACGUUUACUGGAUUGGGUAUUAUUCCCAGCUGUCAGCGUAUCGAAAGACGUCAGAAGACUCGAUUAAAACGUGUAAAUUUCGUUGGCAAAGUAACUGUAAUUGGUGCAACACCUUAUACACAUUCUACUUCCUCUUCAAAUCCAUCUGUUGUCAAUUCGACAGCACCUCUGUCAUCACCGUGGGACAUAAGUAAUAAUAUUUCUACUACUGUGAACAGUAAUAAUAAUAACAAUUGUAAUAAUAAUAAUAAUAAUGGAAGUAGGAUUACUGAUUUCUCAGGCGGUUCAAAUAAUUCGAAUCUCUUGAGAAAUAAUUCUUUAGAUGUGAAUGCAAGAGAUAGUUCACGCAAAAUGUCUAUUGGUUCAGAAACGAGUAACAAUGAUCCUAGCAAAAAAAAGAGAUCAAGCAGUUUGACAAGAAAUCUGUUCAAAUGUUUUUCUCAUCGAUCUAUCAAAAAUGAUUCAGUCGGUGGUGUUAUGACGAUUACGCGGACAGGAUCGUUGGAUACAGUGAAUCAGAAUCGAUAUCCUGCUGUACGUAGUUAUGAUCUUGUUGUCCCAAUCACAAUAUCAAUGUCACGUCCUUUAAUACUCUUUGGACCGUUAAAAGACCAAAUAUUUGAUGAAUUACUAUUAAAAGACAUUAAAUAUACAACAUGUUUACUACACACUAGUAGACCACAAAGACCGAAUGAACGUAAUGGUAUUGAUUAUUACUUUGUCACUUCGAAAUCCACAAUGGAAGAGGAUAUUAAACAAGGCAAAUAUAUUGAAAUCAAUAGAUUCCAGGAUAAUUAUUAUGCAAUAAGUUUAGAUACAAUUCGUUCUACCCUACAAUCUGGUCAAAUAUGUAUCUUAGACGUUGGAUUAGAUUCAGCAAAGUACUUAGAUGAAAUUGGUCUGUUCCCCAUAACAAUCCUGCUGAAACCCAAAUCUAUUACACAUUUACGUGUGCUGCAGCGUAGGCUAACUGAAGAUCAGGCAAAACGACUAAUGGAGUCAAUACAACACAUUGAAGAUGAAAACUGGCGAUUUCUUUCGGCUAUUAUGACAUAUGAGAGUGUAGAAAAUCUCUUGACUUCAAUUCACAAAUUUGUACAACUUCAUAGUGGCCCUGUGAUUUGGGUACCAUCCACCUUGUCUGUAACUAAUCCCGAUGUUCAGUGUCCAACUGGUACGUCUACUAUAAAUCAUAAUCAAAUAAUAAUUGGAAAUAAUAAUCAAAAUAUUAGUGCCUUACUGCCACCGGCACCACAGCCUGUGGCAGCGUCAUCCUCUUCUGUAAAUGCCACCGUCAAUUUCAAACAAUACAACAACAAUAGUAAUAACAUACAAAACCCUUCAACUCGCUUCGGUGUUUGAUUUCGUUUGGGAUGCAGGAAAAUAGGCAGUUCAAAGUAAUCAGAGGGAAGAAACAUCUUUGUGUGCAUGUUACAGUUGUUUUCUUUCCUCCCCCACCGCUUUCCCCCUUUGUUCACACAGCCGUUCCCUUUUCUCUUUUAGUUCUAAUUCACCAUCUUCGUGCUUUUGCUAUCUGCCUUCUGUUUCUUUCUUCUUCUCUGUUGUUUCUUUUCCUUUUAUAUUGUUUUCCACUUGUUAUCUUAAUAAGAGGUUAUUAUGAUUAUUACUAUAGUGAUGUACUACUUUUUGCUUGUCAAACUUAUACACUGCGAUUUCUUUCGUUUUGGACUUGUCUUUUUCCUUUUUUGAUGAUCUCCAAAAUAUCGCAUUAAACCUGUUGUAUGUUUGGAUGUGUCUAUCAGUGUUAUUAUUGCUAGCCUACUCUUGACUCACAGCAGCAGCAAUAUGGCUACAUAAAUUGGUGAUUAUUUUCAUUACUAUUGGUAUUAUCGUUAUCACUGUUACUUUUACCUGUCACUUAUUUUGUGUAUACGGGAGUACGUGUGUAUUCUUCCGUGUUACUCUUCCUAAGCUUUAUGUUUGUUGUCAGCUCGUGAUAAUAAGGAUUAUCAUAAUCUGAAAAUGGGAUUUAUUAAUGCCAGAGUUGUGAUCUUCACGUAUUCAGUCUGUCUAAUUGAGUCACGUAUAUAUAUAUAUACAUAUAUAUAAAACACAUAACACAUAUAUCUGUGAGAAAUGAAUAUGUUGACAAAGUAACGAUUAUUAUUAUUAAUGUUUAUAUUCGCUUAACUGCAUUCUUCCCUUAUAAUGUAGAAUUGUGAUCAGUAAAUACCACAGUCUUGGUAUUUUACCUCUGUUACACUAAUACUACUCUGUUCUACUACAACAAAUUAUAGUUCAACUGUGUUAUCCUUGUAGGCUUGAUACCUAUAAUUUCCACUUUCAUUUCAUGUUGCUGGCAUCGAAUUCGAUAAUUCUAUCAACAGUAAUAAUAAUAAAGCUUUCGUUUGCUUACAAUGUACAAUUUAUACAUGAAAAUAAAGAAGAUAAAAUUAACUAGACACAGGAUUUUGGUGUGUUUUUGAGUGUGAAAACGACCUAUUCUUUUCCCGCAAAAAUAUCUGUUAAUUGUUACAUUUAAUGAACCAUGUGAUGAGUGAAUUAUUGAAGAUUAAAUACUAUAUAUAUAUAUAUAUAUAUAU